Molecule: messenger RNA, 2594 nt
Organism: Diabrotica virgifera virgifera (western corn rootworm)
Lineage: Eukaryota; Metazoa; Arthropoda; Insecta; Coleoptera; Chrysomelidae
Gene: Snm1
Product: protein artemis
Exons: 1
Coding region: 20-1852 (610 amino acids)
Biological process (GO): protection from non-homologous end joining at telomere; double-strand break repair via nonhomologous end joining; interstrand cross-link repair
Molecular function (GO): 5'-3' DNA exonuclease activity; damaged DNA binding
Source: RefSeq, a predicted model, not a curated record
GGGAUAUACAAAAAACAGGAUGAGCACGUUCGGCGGGAAAAUUCAAGAAAUUGAGAACAUUAGCAUUGAUCGAUUUAUUGGAGAAAAUUUGUUUUCAGAAGCAUUCUUUUUGUCGCAUUGUCACACUGAUCACAUGGAAGGUAUUUGGUCUGAUGAGUUUAACCAACAGUUAGAAGACAAUAAUAAAAUUUUGUAUGCCUCCCAAAUAUCAUGUAAAAUUUUAGAACAAAUGGAUCAUUGUUUUAAAUAUCACUGUAAGGCGUUAGACUUAAUGGUACCAACAACAAUUUAUUUAAAAGAUAGUCAUUUCUCUGUAACUCUGAUACCUGCAGGACAUUGUCCUGGAUCUGUAAUGUUCCUUUUUGAAAGUGAUAAGAGAAUUCUGUAUACAGGGGAUUAUAGAAUUAGAAAGAGCGACAUCAGUAAGUUUAACUGUUUUUUUGACAAUGAAGGAAAAAUAAAAGUAAUUGAUAAAAUAUAUUUAGACACAACAUUCUUUCACAAAAAAUAUUUAAAUUUUCCUAAAAGAGAGGAAAGUCUUAGAGAAAUUUGUGAAAUCAUCGAAGAAUGGAUAACGAAGGGCAAAGAUUUUCAUAUAUAUCUCGAUACAAGUGCUAAAUAUGGGUAUGAAUAUCUUUUUAAAGAAAUUUUUAUGAAAAUAGGCAUGCCAAUCCACAUUAAUUACGAUGCCAAUAAACUCUACUCACUGGUACCAGAGCUGGACUGUGCAGUAACUUCAAAUAGUGAUAUAACUCAGUUACAUUCACAUUGUUUCGGCUGGAGGAGAAGGUGUACUUUUAGCGAUGAUAGCAAUGUAAAAACUAUUAAAGUAUCAGCUCUAAGGUGGGACCAAGAAGACUUAGCUCAAGGCUUAUCAGAAUAUAAAUCUGGAAUUCACUACGUUUGUUACUCUACCCAUGCUUCAUAUGAGGAAGGUGUGGAAUUUAUUCGGUUUUUUAAACCAAAGGAAAUAGAUAUAUGUGUAAAGCAUCAGGAUCCUCAAUUAAAUAGGGAAAUGUCUGACGACAUUGAUGAGCUUGUGAAAGAAUUUCACGUAGAAAAUAGAAUUAUAGUAAUGCCGAAAUUAUUUAACACUGACAGAAAGAGAAAAAAAUUUAAAAGCAAUAAACGACAUUCUACUUCUCAAAUAUUAAAUUCACCUCCUAGAUUGUCUUUUGUAGAAGGCUGUGAAAUUAAAUCGGAGAAUAUUUCCUAUCAAGUUAGUGCCUCCAAAGAAAAAUGUAUUAUCGAAUCUACAUCUAAAGAAGAAUACGUAUCUCUAGCCUUGUUCGAUACAGAUACGCACGAUAAGAAUAGUUUAAGUUUGCCUUCAUCACCUCAAAAAGUUUUGCCAAUGAAAAGAAGUAUAGAUACAGUAGAUGAAGCAGAUAUCGUUAAUGUGAUAAAACCUUUAAAUCAAAAAGAAGAAGUUGAAGAAAGCGUACAAAAUUGUAAAAUUAAAUCAGAGAAUGUUUCUUAUCAAGUUAGUGCCUAUGAAGAAAAAUGUAUUAUCGAAUCUACAUCUAAAGAAGAAUACCUACCUCUAGCCUUGUUCGAUACAGAUGUGCAAGAAAAUAAUAAUUUAAGUUUGCCUUCAUCACCUCAAAAAGAUUUGUCAGUGAAAAGAAGUAUAGAUACAGUAGAUGAAGCAGAAAUUAAUGUGGUAGAACCUUUAAAUCAAAUGGAGGAAGUUGAAGACAGUGUUUUAUUUAACCUAAUAUUCACUCCACCAGAAACAAGCAGUGAAGAUAUAAAAGAACAUGUAGAAGUAGAUACAAGGACUGACAAUCUUGAAGAUGAAGAUAGUGUUAUUUUAAAAAUAAUUAAUUUCUCUUAUGAUUCUGAAAGGUAACAUUACAUAAACUUAGGGGCAAUAUUACAGGAGCGCAAAAAAGAGACAAUUUUUUGCUUAUGAUUUAUCUUGAUUUAAUAUACAGCUCCCGGAACGAACCAUAGCCGGUGACAAACGUUGUCGUCGGUUGUACACCCCCCUAAACUUUACGCAGAGAGGAUUUCUCUCACCGACCAUGGUUCGCUCCGGGAGCUGUACAGUAGGGUGGCCGAAAUUUUUUUUCUGUAAAAUAACAACAACUGAGGUCAAAAAAGUUACAUUGUACUAAAAUACAGAUUUUAAGUCCAAAAUGAGUAGCUAAAAGUAUUUUCCUCCACUGCCACAAAGACUCUGUAUUUUUUUAAUAUAAAAAGUCAUAGUCAUUGUGGCAGUGGAAACAAUAAAAAAUAUUAAUUUUUUUAAACGCAGAUCUUCAUAUGUUUUUCUUAUCUAAUUUUUGAAACAUCAGAGUUAGGUAAGUAUUUAUUUUUCCCAAAAAAAAAUAAAAUCAAAAAGAAAUAAAAUCUGUAUUGUUGUAGCGGGUUCAUUGUAUACUUUAUAUAAAGUCACUAAAUAAUAAUUAAACAAAAAUUAAAUUAGGAAUUUAGCUAAGGAUUUUUCUAGCUUUUAUAAAAUACUAAAAUUAAAACCCAACUAUAGCCACAGAUUUUCUUAACAUUCUGUUUUUUUUAUUCAUUCGCUUAUGUUGGAUAAUAAAAAAGUUAGGCACUUUAACAACUACCCCUGUUUUUCGUCAAUACAG